AUGGGUUGUGGUCUGUCUAUUAAGGGACUAGAGCAUGAUCGAAUUCAUUCAGCAACAGUUCUUCAAACGAAAGGCGAAAUUUCUCGAUAUCAUGGAACAACAGCACGAGGUCGUUGUCAAACAUUGGGUAAUGCAGAAUUGGUUUUAACAGAAGAUGGUAUUUUUUCUCAAGUUAUUGGUACUUCUUGUUGUAAAGAUCGAGGUUUUAUACAUAUACCUCUUUUUGCUAUUACAAAUAUUCAGGAUCAAGCCUGGUUUAAUGGCCUUUAUCGAAUUGAUCGUCCACAUUUGAUAAUAACUUAUAUAGUUCCUGGAAAAGGUGAAUAUCAAGCUGGUUGGCAAAUGAAUCAAACAGGUUAUGAACAAUGGCGAGCAGCUAUUGAAACCUUACUUGAACAAAAACGUAUCGUUCAAUCCAAAUAA
Molecule: messenger RNA, 423 nt
Organism: Rotaria sordida
Lineage: Eukaryota; Metazoa; Rotifera; Eurotatoria; Philodinida; Philodinidae
Source: the annotation of a GenBank genome assembly